Molecule: messenger RNA, 736 nt
Organism: Drosophila montana
Lineage: Eukaryota; Metazoa; Arthropoda; Insecta; Diptera; Drosophilidae
Product: RING-box protein 1-like
Exons: 2
Coding region: 70-522 (150 amino acids)
Biological process (GO): protein ubiquitination; ubiquitin-dependent protein catabolic process
Cellular component (GO): cullin-RING ubiquitin ligase complex; nucleus
Molecular function (GO): cullin family protein binding; ubiquitin protein ligase activity; zinc ion binding
Source: RefSeq, a predicted model, not a curated record
AGGUCAUAAGCUAGAACAACAGUAGAUAUUGAUUAGUGAACACUGUAGGCACAUUACAAAAUUAUAACAAUGGAAGACACAAGCGAAUCGAGUUGCUCUGCACUCCACACAGCAGAGACGGACAGUGAACAGCAGACGCCAAGUCAGAGCGAGGCGAAUGCGAUGGACACGACCGAGGAGCAGGAGGAGCUGGGCGAGCUGGGGGAGCAGGAGGAGAAGCCGAUGUGCAGUGCCGACAGCCAGAAGAGCAAGAAGCGAUUUACGGUCAAGAAAUGGAAUGCGGUGGCCAUGUGGGCCUGGGAUAUUGCUGUGGACACUUGCGCGAUUUGCCGCAAUUCCAUAAUGGAUCUGUGCAUCGAAUGCCAGGCGGACCCGAAUCAGAAUUCCUUCGAGGAGUGCACCGUGGCCUGGGGCGUCUGCAACCACGCCUACCAUUUCCAUUGCAUCUCACGCUGGCUCAAAUCCCGCUCCGUCUGCCCGCUGGACAACCGCGAGUGGGAGUUCCAGAAGCUGGGCCGCUAGACGACCAACAGGGGCUCGGAGUGUGUAGAGGUAAUCGCGGCGCUCAAGUAAUAAGAAAUCGUUGCGCUGACUCGACGUCCUGAACUUUAUCAUUAUUUUGUGUUAAUUAUGCAUCUUUCGCCGGCUGCCGGUUCAGUUUUUGGGGCGUGGCAUGGCGGCGCAUCUCAAUGCCCAAUUAUCAUUUGUGUGCUCGCAACUUUUGCGGGCACUUAAU